UUAAGGAAAGCACCCAUGUUUCUGUGUAGACAAUGUCGGGUUAUGUUGACAUAAAGAAACGGCUUUGUCGAAAAUUUGACGAUUUACUGUUACGGUUCUUGUUGUGAUUUACAAGUCACUCGCAUGUUUACACUGGCAUAGAACCCAGUUGUAUUUCCUGAAUUGAGACACAAAAUAGUGAGAUGGGGUGAAACUGUUAAAACUGUACGUUGCUACGGUAUGAGUCCUUUGAAAGACUGUCGUGCCUCAUCGUAAUGAGGCUGUGUUGGUCCUCGAAAGGGACAAAACAAUAUGGAAGCAACCGAUGGAGGAGACGGAGAUGGAGUGCCGGAAUCAGUUGAUCCUCUCAUGCAGCCUUCUGUUGGAGAUGCUCUGAACUACCCAAGUACAUCAAAGGAUGCAAAAGUGUCAAUCACACAAGUACCAAUCUCUCUUCUUCCGGCUUCUCAAACAAAGGCCACUUGUUCUCAGCAAUCUUUUGCUCAAUCAUCUGUUACUCCUCUUAGCAAAAGAAUUAGCGGAAGUAAACAUGCAUUACGACAACAAGCCAAAAGGCGCCGUAAAAAUACAACUAUUGCAGCAGGCCUACAUCUUGCCAGUGCCAGUCCUGCCAGAUUGAAUGUUAGAUCCAUUCGGACUCAACACACUGUUCACCAUCAAUCUUUUAACAGUUUAACCCAAGCUUCCACUAAAUGUCCAAGUAAUGACACAGAAAAACAUAAAGAGGAUCCUGAAAUAAUUGACCUUUUGAAUGAAGAGGAGGAGGUAGUUGUCCUUCCUGACAUUGGACUAGAUCUUGAACAUGAUGAUGAUGAUAUGGAGGAAGCCGAAGAACCUGAAGAUAUAGAAGAAGGCGAGGAUGGCAUCAAUAAUCAUCAUCUUAUGUAUGCAAGUGGUGUCACUCAUCAAUCCACCAUGCGUGAAGUAUUAGCUUCAAUCCCAGGCUUUAGGAUGAGGCGGAACAAGCGUGGUUUAAAGCGAAAUACAAAGCAGAGUACAAAAAAGUUGUCUGCUGCUGCACAGUUACGACAAACUGAAGAGGGUCUAAUAGAUUUAGAGACUCCAGACUCAAUACUUGUUAAUACUAAUCUGCGAGCUCUUCUGAAUAAGCAUACUCUCAGUAUGCUACCGCCCCUCUAUCAACACAAACUCACUCAGCUCUUACCCCCAGUUGAUCGAGUUCAUAGUCCGAGCGGAUUAAGCAAAAUAACGCCCUCUGGAUUGAACAAUGAAUUUUUUGCUAGAGCUUGUCAUGAAUGGAGAGAUAGACUUUCUGAAGGUGAAUUCACAACUGAAAACCAACAGAGACUAAGAGCCGAAGCAGAAAGAGAAAAAAAUCGCCUGGAUCCCUGGAAGCUAAAACAUUUUGAACCAAUUUGGGGUUGGCGUCAUCGGCCGGCAUUACAACCUAACCCACCACCUUCUCAUCAUCCAGAAAAUACUGUUGAAAAUGUCAGCCGUGCUCCAAUUCGUACAACAAUUAAGUUACGACAUACCAGUACAGUCUCAGUUUCAAAUGAAAAACUUGCACCAACUCCUGCCCCUGUGGAUCCUGUUCAAUUGGCUCGCCGCUUGCGGUCUGAUGGUGCAGUUACCCGGGCUAUUGCUAAUUAUCGUGAUGUAGUUGCUAAUGCUGCCUCUUCAGCAGUGACCUGUACUUCAUCAAUGAAAGCAGCCUCCACUACAUCCACACCACCCGUUAUUCCUACUUCAAUAACAUUAGCUAAAUCGUCAAUAGGACAAGCUAAACCAGUCAAUGAGUUGGUUAAAGCAGAAAAAUUGAGAUUGUCAGCAGAACUUGUUAAAACUUCUGAACCUCCUGAUCCUGCUGAUACUGUCACUGUAACUGUACCUUCAUCAACUUUAGCCACCCCAUCAUCAGUAACAAGCUCAUCGAUUCCCACCUGUUCUCAAGAUGUAAUAAAGUCAACUGUUCAUCAUGAUUCUGUUGAGUCUGAUUUACUUGGUGCUUCAAGAAAUGAAGAGGAUAUUGAUACAAGCUUGGACAGCAGUUUUGAAAAAGCCAUUGAAGCAGAUGUUGAGUUGGUUUCAGAAGAUGACGAUUUUAAAUCUGAGGAAAAUAUUAACUGUUUACAACCUGAUUCAAACUCUCAGAAAAGGUCCAGGGAAGGAGAUGGAGAAGAAAUUGAAAUUUGCAAAAAACUUAGGCCAUCUGACACCAGUCCUAGCCAACAUGUAUCAUUAAAACCAAAUGUCUUACUUGGAGAAUGGAAUGACAGAGCUAGUGAAGUUGGAGAUGGAUCAAGUCUUCUCGAGAUAGUUACAGUUGGAGGUGAUGGAACAUCAGUUUAUGAUGACACAGAAGCAGAGGCAGAAGAGUCCCUAUUAAGUGAAGAUAGAACUAUGGAUGAUGUAUCAAGUAUGGAAAUGGAUUGUGUCCAGACAUCAGGAAAAGUAACUCCCACUCCAAAUGAUGAUAGGGAGAGUCCAUUUGAGGGAGGAGAUGCAAUUUCUGAGGUAAAUGUUGUGCGUUCAGACUGCAUUGAUGAGGAAGGAGGGGCAGAGAGUCCUGCAGCUGAAUUGGUUCCUUCUAACGUUUCACCUGCUCUAAUAGAGAAUUCCUCUGAAAAGGAAAGUCAUGAUACUAUCUUUGCAAAUUACGACAACAAACCAUUUGUUCAUGAAGAAAUAUCCAAAUAUGAUGAAAAGCCUGAAAAAAUUCAUGAUUUUAAUGAGGAAACAGCUGCUUGUAGGGAAAAUGAUAAUAAUAUUGCUGUUGACAGUAAGAGCCAUGGAAAUCAUAGUGAGGAGAAAGAUCAAAUUGUGAAAACCACUGAUGAAAAAUUAACAGUUGUUAAUGUUAGUAGCAGCAGUAGUACAGACUCUGUAACAGAACUGUUUGGAACUUUUGAAAAUCCAAUAACAAAUGCACCUGAUAAUUCAUCAGAAAAUAAGGAGCUCAAAGACCAAUUUGAAAUCGACAAAGUGAGUGAUGAAGCUAUGGCAAUUGAUACCGAAGAAGAUGACAACAAUGAACAUUUUUCAGAACCAGCUAGCUUGUGUAGAACCAGAGAAGAAAAUGUAGGGCUGUGUGAAGGCUGCGAGGAUCAUAGUCUGCCAAUUGAAAAGAAAACUGAAAACUUGAAUUCUGGUGGUUUAUGCCUUGAAGAUGGAAGUCAUGGGCCAACAUUGAUUACAAACACUGUUCAAAGGGAUAGUUGUGAAGAUAUAGGUCUUGAUGAUGCUAGAAGUUCAAGAGAUGAGGAUGAUAUUGCUGAGGAGGAUGAGAAUGGAGAACCAAGUGAUGAUGAAGAUAGUAAUGAUGCAGUGGAGGAUACUAGUGAUAUUGGAUCCCCAGAGUGUGAAAUUUCUGUGAGCAAAACAUUUGUGGAUGCAAGUGAUCUCUCCUCCACAAGUGCUCCACAAAUUGACUCUGACUGGGAUGGAGUAGAUUCAAGUACAGAAAAGCUAUUAGAAGAUUUAGAGGCACAUGCUAAUGCUGUAGAUGGACUGGAACAAAGAGAAAGAGUAGAUGACAUAGCAGAAUGUAGUGUUUCUGUUAUGCCAAUGGAGGAAAGCUCAUUUACAUCUCAUGCAGCCUUAUCAGCUACUAAUUUCUCAAGUUGUACCUCUGCAAUUAGUAUAUCACCCAGUAGUAUAAAUUUUGGCUCCCAGAGAUGUGACAGAGAAUUGGAGAGUAUUAGAAAUUUACCGAGUAAAGUUGACAAUGAAAUAAAUGUUGCUGGAACAUCAGCUGAUCAGUUCUCAGAAGUGCAAACUGAUCAAGUAAAAUUGGAGCUUGAAGUUACAGUUACUCCUGAUGUCCAUGCUAGCACUGAAGGGACAGUGAGUUCUAGCAGCGCAGCCCACACAUCUGUCCCAAAUGUGAUACCUCCCCCAACCAUAGUCUGCCUCUCAUCUGCAAUGUCCAGUAACACACAAUCAAUAAGACCCAGUGUAACAGCACCUCUUGUCCCACCCAGCGCUGGAAUAGUUGUGCGGGCUGCAGGAAGUAACAUUGUUAGCUCAAGUGCUUUACCAUAUAUAGCUCUCUCAAGCAAUACCCCACUGCGCACUCUUGCAACGCCUACUUCUACUCUACCUCAGGCAACCCCUCAGUUUCGUCCAAAACAAAGAAAUAAAGAUACUGGACAGUUAGGGAAGGGUCGACGUAACAAUUCCUCUAAACCUCCACCUGGAGCUGUUAAUUUAGAGAGAAGUUACCAAAUUUGUCAGGCUGUGAUCCAAAACUCACCCAAUCGGGAUCAGUUGCGAUUUCAACUCAAACCACCUCCUUCCCUUUUAGCGAGCAAUACUGCAAAGCCUUCAAAUGACAAUUCAGCUGAGAGGGCAAGCUCUGCUCAAACUCAAUAUGGUGCAGUGACCUCAUCUCGAGGACCUAGAAAUGUUUCUCCUAAUGUCACGCCUUCAGUAGUGCCAUUAGUUAGUUGUCCUGGAUCUAGUCUGAGUCCAGCACCUGCACUUAUUGUUAAACAAGGAAAAGCAAGACAACCAUCUCCACCUGUUCUAGUGAGACAUGUCUUCACUUCACAGCAAGGUAUUCCUGUGACAAUGGCUGUACUUCCCCAGUCACAAUCUGCAUCCUCUUCAGAGGGAGGUGAAAAUAUUGCCCCUGCUGUUGGACAAAUGGCUCAGUACAUACUACUACAACGUGCUGAUCAAAGAACUCUAAAAAGAGGGACACCGCCACGAGCAUCAAGUGCACCACCCUCCAAUAACCAGGCUUUGAGUGGAGUUGUUGGAGCAGUUAGGGGCAGACCCUCUAGUGUUGAUGCAGAUUGUUCUCAGCCUCACCAGCAGGUAUAUGGACAACAGGGACCUAGUCCUGGUGUUCAAGCUGUAACAAGAAGUGGACAAGAAGGGUAUUCAGUCCCUACUAUGCCAGACCAUAUACCUGGUGCAUACCCUCAGGUAAUUCUACAUGGACAGGGCCAAAGCCUAAUAAGUAGUGGAGGAAGUCCAGGUCAAGCACUGCAGGAUCAUUCACAUGAAACAGUGAGUGAAGGAAAUGGACCCAAAAAUGAUUGUGCAUGUAAUUUGAAAGCCAUGGUAAUGUGUAAACAGUGUGGGGCAUUCUGUCAUGACGAUUGCAUGGGUCCAAUGCACUUGUGCGUCAUGUGUCUAAUUAGAUAGAUCAGCGUAUCGAUUUUUUUGACAAUCGGUGCUCAAAGGUUUGACUUGUCCAGUCAACAAAUAUAUUUUUUUGACAAACCUCUGCAAAAUCUAGACUGACAUUGUUCUUGUUAUCCAAAGGAUCCUCUAAAAUAUCAAGCUCUAAUGAUUGUUAAACAGAAUUUAAUGAUGUGUUAUUGUCAAGCUGAUUCUAAAGAAAAUUCCACAGGUUACUAGUUAUCACAAUUAGGAAAGUCAUAGUAUAUAUGUGGAUAGUUAAAAAUAGUGUCUUUAAAAAUCAGUUGGAAACUGCCUGCCCAGGAGUUGAGAACAUAAACUUUUUUGUUAACAACCAUUGAAACAGUGACAUUUUCCUAAAUUUUCAGAAGGCACCUGAGUUGCUCUAUUUUAUCAUCUCGAUCUCGGCUAUAAAUUUCCUUUCAUUUGAAUGCCAGCAUUAAGAAAUCUAGUAUCUUUGCUCUUGGAGAUUUCAGAAAUAGUCCUGCGCUAGCUGUGUGGUGGUUUUUCUAGAGGGUAGAGUACAGAAGUACAAAGUAGUGUAUUAUAAUAAUUAGAAACUCUUAACAUUAUUGUAAAAAGCUUUUCAUACCAAAAAGUAUCUAUUUUUAGUUGUUGCUCUUUUUGAAAUUUCCAUUAUUUACUGGUACACUAUUAUAUUUAUUUUAAAAACAAAAACACCUCUCAAAAGGUUAUCCUUUGUGCAAUCAACAUCAUUUUUUAGUUUUGACAUUUGCAAUGAAUGAACCUCUUAAAGUUGCUACUCCUUAGUUAUAUAUUUUUUACAAAUGGGUAGUUAUCAACAUAUUUUGGCCAAAAAGUGGUUCAUCUGAAAUUUGUUGUAAAUAAAUGUACAGCUCUAGAUUUAUAGAAUAAUAUUUGCUCAGAGACAUGUGUGACACAUUUCUCUAAAUGAAAUCAAAAUUAGCGUUGUAAAAUGCAAAAUAACUUGUUUGACUUGUAAACCUCAGUAUAAUCUGUACUUGUAUAUUUGUUACUUGUCACAUUCAGAUUUCUUUGGGUUUAAGAGUUUUGACUGAAUUGGAUAUUUUAUAACUGCACUAGAUUUAGACCACUUGGAUGGUUAUAUUUCUCCCUGUAAUAUGUCAUCUGCAUUUCUACCCUAGAGCGUAGGGUAUGGUCAAUGUGAGUCGUAUUAAUUUAUGAUGUCUGUCUUUCCACUGGAGGAGACAUCAUUAAUGAGCUUGCAUUCUGAUUCUCUUAAGACAUAAUGUGUGCUUUUUCUGUUGCCUUUUAUGCCCAACAGAAUUCAGUACAUCAUAUCUCAUUCAUUGGGCUUGCCCCAACUGUUUGCUGAGGGCCCAUGUUUGCCCAUUCAUUCGCAGAUUUAUAAGGACUUAAAUGUUCUGUAUUAUAUUUUAAUUUUUUCUUAGUCUUUCUUCUUUCUAUGACUCACUUUAUAUAGCACGUCUCACUUGUCUAUGAACAAACUAUUCUGUUCAAAAAUGCAACUGAGAUAGUGAAGAACUCAUGUAAGAUCUCAUUUAUGAUUUACAAUAUUGUUGUUUCUGACUUUUAAUUAAAAUUUUAUUGUAAAUUUUUGUUUAUUUUUAACUUUAUCUCUGUUCAUUUGUUUGUCAUUUUGUUAUGUAACAUGUUCGUUUUACUGUUAAAUUCCGCUGUGAUUAAGAUUUCAAGUAAGUUGUUGUUCACUAACACCAGUAACUCAAAUUUUAAGGCAUUGCCAGCUUUCUUUCACUUGGUAGGUAAGUGAUUAAUCAUUAUUCCCCGUCGUAACGGGUUUAAUUCUGUUCUUGAUGAUUUAUGAUUGUAUCCUCUUCCUGAUUUCUUUUCCGUGAAGAGCCUUUAGUAAGCUGUUUUGACAAUUUUGAAUUCAAUAGAGUUAGCUAGACAUUCAUUGACAUCACAUUGCCCUCUUCCCAAUUCUGUCUUCUUUUAAAAAGAAAAUUAGCAUGUUAAUAUUUGCUACUAUACCUAUUAUGCGUCCCCAUUUCCAAGGCUUUUACUUUACUGUUCUGGAUUAGUAAAGUCAAUUACCACACCAACAUCCGUUAUUCCACUCAAAAAGUGUGUUUUAAUUCUUUUUAGAAUUAGGAUUGCCUUAAAAAUGCAAAAUUUUUAACUGAAAGUUCCCUUUUCCUUUAAAAAAAAAAUCUUUCUUGUAAAUUAUCUUUUUAGUAUUCUUCAACACCUCAACACAUUCUGUCUGAUUCACUGCUGCCAUAUAUAUAUAUUACAUGGUUUCACUUCUGAGCAUAUGACUUCAAUUCAUCAUACUCUCCAAUAUAUUUUGCAGUAAUUGAUUGUUUAUUGUUUCCUUCCAUCAUUCAUAAAUCAGAUGAAAAUUUCAAGAGGCCCUCUUUUACUUUUUAUCAAUGAAUGAUUCAUCCCAGAGAAAAUGAAGAUGAUCUUUCACAAUUUUUUAUUCAGUUGACUAUUUGUGUAUAUCUGAAGUAAAAUUUGAACUUUUGAUAUUCAA
Molecule: messenger RNA, 7573 nt
Organism: Frankliniella occidentalis (western flower thrips)
Lineage: Eukaryota; Metazoa; Arthropoda; Insecta; Thysanoptera; Thripidae
Gene: Asx
Product: polycomb protein Asx
Exons: 15
Coding region: 292-5115 (1607 amino acids)
Biological process (GO): positive regulation of transcription by RNA polymerase II; animal organ morphogenesis
Cellular component (GO): PR-DUB complex
Molecular function (GO): DNA binding; chromatin binding
Source: RefSeq, a predicted model, not a curated record